CGCCACCAUGCCCGCCUCGCUGCUGUGGGCGGUAGACCUGUUCGGCAGGGUGCACACGCUGUCCACGGCCGGCCAGUACUGGGAGCCAUGCAGGGACGUGCAGCUGGAAUUCAAGCGGGUCAGCGCCACCUCACAGUGCUGCUGGGGGAUCGCUUGCGACAACCAGGUCUAUGUGUUUGUGUGCGCCAGCGACGUCCCCAUCCGCCGCCGCGAGGAGGCCUACGAGAACCAGCGCUGGAACCCCAUGGGCGGUUUCUGCGAGAAGCUCCUGCCCAGUGACCGCUGGCCGUGGAGUGACGUGAGUGGGCUGCAGCCCCGGCCGCUGGACGGGGUGGCGCUGCCCUCCCCGCACUGGGAGUGGGAGUCAGACUGGUACGUGGACGAGAAUUUUGGCGGGGAACCCACCGAAAAGGGGGGGUGGACCUAUGCCAUCGACUUCCCCGCCACUUACACGAGAGACAAGAAAUGGAAUUCAUGCGUGCGGCGUCGCAAGUGGAUCCGAUACCGGCGGUACAAGUCCCGGGAUGCCUGGGCCAAGAUCCCCUCAAAGGACGACCCCAAGCAACUGCCUGACCCCUUCAACGAUCUCUCUGUGGGCGGGUGGGAGAUUACCGAGGAGCCCGUGGGCCGCCUGUCCGUGUGGGCUGUGUCCUUGCAGGGGAAGGUGUGGUACAGAGAGGACGUCAACCAUGCCAACCCUGAGGGCUCCGAAUGGACCCUGGUGGACACGCCGGGGGAGGUGGCCCAGAUCAGCUGUGGGCCCCAUGACCUCCUGUGGGCCACCCUGUGGGAGGGGCCAGCCCUGGUCCGAGAAGGCAUCAGUAGGAACAACCCCAAAGGGAGUUCCUGGACCACCAUCGAGCCCCCCGGGCCUGACAGCGGGAUCCUGCAUGUCUCUGUGGGCGUCAGCGUGGUCUGGGCAGUCACCAAGGACCAGAAGGUCUGGUUCCGAAGAGGUGUCAACUCCCACAACCCGUGCGGUACCAGCUGGAUCGAGAUGGUCGGCGAGAUGACCAUGGUCAACGUGGGGCUCAAUGACCAGGUCUGGGGCAUCAGCUGUGAGGACCGGGCCAUGCACUUCCGCCAGGGCGUCACCCCCAGCGAGCUCAGUGGCAAGACAUGGAAGGCCAUUGUUGCCAGCCGCGAGUGUGACCGGUCCUACUCGGGCAGCUCAUCCAGCCUGCUCAGUGCCGGCUGCUUCUUCGGCGACGAGGUGAGGGGUGGCAGCGGCGAGUCUGCACCCAGUGACAGCGAUGCCUCCUCAGAGAUCGACAGGCCCAGGCCCGAGCACCCUCUCCCCGUGGAACCCUGGGACACCUCCAGUGGCGGCAGGGGCAGCACGGGCACGGGCUCGGGGCCCGGUGGGAUGGCAGACGGUGCUGUGCACGAUGCCCUCCAGGCCCCAGGCAGCGGGGAGGACGGGCCGGACAGGCAGCCUGGCCCGGCGGAGCUGCCCUGGACCAACAUCGACCUGAAGGAGUCCCCCGCGGGGCCCAGCGGCCCGGCUGCCGGCCUCCCACAGGCCGGUGGCCUCUCGUCCCUAGGGCUGCUGGGCGGCCUGGAGGAGCCUGGCGGUGCGGCCGACCACCCACUGUGGGCCUGGGUGUCCGGGGGUGGCUGCACAGUGGAGGCGGGCUCCGUGCUCAAGUGGUUCUCUGCACAGUCGGGCCUGUCACCCUCGGUGCAGACACUGUCCCUGUCCAUCACGUCGGCACAGACGGCCGCCUGGAGGAAGCAGAUCUUCCAGCAGCUCACCGAGAGGACCAAGCGGGAGCUGGAGAACUUCCGGCACUAUGAACAGGCCGUGGAGCAGUCGGUGUGGGUGAAGACGGGCACGCUGCAAUGGUGGUGCGACUGGAAGCCCCACAAGUGGGUGGACGUGCGUGUGGCACUGGAGCAGUUCACGGGGCACGACGGGGCCCGGGACAGCAUCCUCUUCAUCUACUACAUGAUGCACGAGGAGAAGAAGUACCUGCACGUGUUCCUCAAUGAGGUGACAGUGCUGGUGCCAGUACUCAACGAGGCCAAGCACUCCUUCGCCCUGUACACCCCCGAGAGGACACGGCAGAGGUGGCCCGUGCGCCUGGCAGCCGCCACCGAGCAGGACAUGAACGACUGGCUCGCCCUGCUCAGCUUGUCCUGCUGCGAGAGCCGCAAGGUCCACGGCCGCCCGUCCCCGCAGGCCAUCUGGUCUGUCACCUGCAAAGGGGACAUCUUCGUGAGUGAGCCCAGCCCAGACCUGGAGGCUGCCGAGCGCCCUCUGCCCUGCGACCAGAUGUUCUGGCGGCAGAUGGGUGGCCACCUGCGGCUGGUGGAGGCCAACAGCCAGGGUGUCGUGUGGGGCAUCGGCUACGACCACACAGCCUGGGUGUACACGGGUGGCUACGGUGGCGGCUGCUUCCAAGGCCUGGCCAGCAGCACCAGUAACAUCUACACACAGUCUGACGUGAAGAGCGUUUGCAUCUAUGAGAACCAGCGCUGGAACCCCGUCACGGGCUACACCAGCAGGGGUCUGCCCACCGACCGCUACAUGUGGAGUGAUGCCACUGGGCUGCACGAAUGCACCAAGGCCACCACCAAGCCCCCGUCCCCGCACUGGACCUGGGUCUCGGACUGGUCCGUGGACUUCAGCGUCCCAGGUGGCACUGACCAAGAGGGGUGGCAGUAUGCCAGCGACUUCCCUGCCUCCUACCACGGAUAUAAAACAAUGAAGGACUUUGUCAGGAGAAGGUGCUGGGCCAGGAAGUGCAAGCUGGUGACAAGUGGACCCUGGCUGGAGGUGGCCCCCAUCGCCCUGGGGGACGUGUCCAUCAUCCCCGGGAGCCCACCGGCCGCCCAGCGCAGCCACAGCAUCGCGCUCUGGGCAGUCAGCGACAAGGGUGACGUGCUGUGCCGUCUCGGCGUGUCCGAGCUCAACCCUGCGGGCUCCUCCUGGCUGCAUGUGGGCACCGACCAGCCCUUCACCUCCAUCUCCAUUGGGGCCUGCUACCAGGUGUGGGCUGUGGCCAGAGACGGUUCUGCCUUCUACCGGGGCUCUGUGUCCCCCGCAAAGCCGGCAGGUGACUGCUGGUACCACAUCCCGCCCCCCUCGAAGCAGAGGCUGGCACAGGUGUCCGUGGGGCAGACGUCGGUGUAUGCCCUGGAUGAGAAUGGGAACCUGUGGUACCGUGUGGGGAUUACGCCCAGCUACCCGCAGGGCUCCAGCUGGGAGCACGUCUCCAACAACGUGCGCAGAGUGUCCGUGGGACCCCUGGACCAGGUCUGGGUCAUCGCAGACAAGGUUCAGGGCAGCCACAGCCUGAGCCGCGGGACCGUGUGCCACCGCACGGGCGUCCAGCCCCACGCGCCCAAGGGCCAGGGCUGGGACUACGGCAUCGGGGGAGGCUGGGACCACAUCUCUGUCCGGGCCAACGCCACCAGGGCGGCCCGGGGCGCGUGCCGAGAGCCGGAGCCCAGGGCCACGCUGGAAGCCCCGGGCCCCGUGUGCUGCUGAAGCCGACCCCGCUCACCUGGAAGGCUGGCCUGCGUGGGAGUGUGCCCCGUGGUGGCGGUCGCCCAGGCAGGAGGGUCGUGGCCGCUUCGGAGACCCCGCGCCACGU
Ochotona curzoniae (black-lipped pika) is the source of this 3599-nucleotide messenger RNA. It is a transcript of the gene TECPR1, whose product is annotated as tectonin beta-propeller repeat containing 1. NCBI's taxonomy places the organism in Eukaryota, Metazoa, Chordata, Mammalia, Lagomorpha, Ochotonidae. Gene Ontology annotation, cellular component: membrane. The transcript is spliced from 24 exons. The record is from RefSeq and is a predicted model, not a curated record. The coding region runs from base 8 to 3493 and encodes 1161 amino acids.